Ylistrum balloti is the source of this 1887-nucleotide messenger RNA. Its product is annotated as T-complex protein 1 subunit alpha-like. The record is from RefSeq and is a predicted model, not a curated record. NCBI's taxonomy places the organism in Eukaryota, Metazoa, Mollusca, Bivalvia, Pectinida, Pectinidae. Gene Ontology annotation, cellular component: chaperonin-containing T-complex. Gene Ontology annotation, molecular function: ATP binding; ATP-dependent protein folding chaperone; ATP hydrolysis activity. The transcript is spliced from 12 exons. Gene Ontology annotation, biological process: protein folding. Bases 5 to 1672 code for a protein of 555 amino acids.
AAGCAUGGCAGACACUACGGCUACCCUCACGGUCGGUGGUGACCGAACAACUGGACAGUCAGUCCGUUCACAAAAUGUGAUGGCAGCAAGUUCCAUUGCAAAUAUCGUCAAAAGCAGUCUUGGUCCAGUGGGACUGGAUAAAAUGUUGGUGGAUGAUAUUGGUGAUGUGACUAUAACAAAUGAUGGUGCCACCAUUCUGAAGUUACUGGAGGUAGAACAUCCAGCUGCUAAAAUCUUAGUAGAACUAGCAGAGCUUCAAGACCAGGAAGUGGGAGAUGGUACAACAUCUGUGGUAAUUAUAGCUGCAGAACUUCUAAAAAAUGCUGAUGAGUUGGUGAAAUGUAAAAUACACCCAACAUCUAUCAUCAGUGGAUACAGAUUAGCUUGCAAAGAAGCCUGUAAGUAUGUACAGGAACACCUUACCAUUAAUGUAGAAGAGCUUGGCCGUGAGUGUAUCAUAAAUGCUGCGAAGACGAGCAUGUCCAGCAAAAUCAUUGGAUCCCAAGCAGAAUUCUUCUCCAACAUGGUAGUAGAUGCUGCUUAUGCUAUAAAGACAUCUGACGGAAAGGGAGGCUACAAGUAUCCGAUCAAGGCUGUAAAUGUUCUGAAAGCCCACGGCCGUAGCUCCAUUGAAAGUACUCUAAUUCAGGGAUAUGCACUUAACUGUACAGUGGCUUCACAAGCCAUGCCCAAGAAGAUAACAAAUGCAAAGAUAGCUUGUUUAGAUUUUGGUUUGAUGAAGGCAAAGAUGAAGAUGGGUGUUCAGGUCCUCAUAGAAAAUCCAGAAGAUCUUGAUGGAGUACGACAAAAAGAAUCAGAUAUCACUAAGGACAGAAUUGAAAAAAUCAUAGCUUCAGGGGCUAAUGUUAUCCUGACAACAGGAGGUAUAGACGAUCUCUGCCUCAAAUACUUUGUGGAGGCUGGUGCCAUGGCCGUUCGCAGAUGUAAAAAGGUGGAUCUGAGAAGGAUUGCCAAGGCAACAGGAGGGCAGUUGGUAUUGACUAUGGCUAACUUAGAAGGAGAGGAAUCUUUUGAUGCAAGCAUGCUAGGACAGGCGGAGGAGGUGAUACAGGAACGAGUGUCAGAUGACGAACUCAUUCUCAUUAAGGGAACAAAGGCAAGAUCUGCUGCAUCUAUCAUCCUGCGUGGAGCUAAUGACUUUAUGUGCGAUGAAAUGGAACGGUCCGUCCAUGAUGCCCUGUGUGUAGUGAAACGUGUCCUCGAGUCCAAGUCUGUUGUCCCUGGGGGCGGAGCUGUGGAAGCUGCAUUGUCAAUCUACCUGGAAAAUUAUGCUACAUCACUGGGAUCCCGAGAACAGUUGGCCAUCGCAGAGUUUGCAAGAUCCCUGCUGGUGAUCCCCAAACAGCUGGCUGUGAAUGCUGCCCAGGACUCGACUGAUUUAGUGGCCAAAUUGCGUGCUUACCACAACAUGUCUCAGACCAAACAGGAACACCGUGACCUCAGAUGGAUUGGCCUUGACCUCUAUGAAGGAAAAGUCAAGGACAACAAGAAGCAAGGUGUAUUCGAACCCACUAUUUCUAAGAUCAAAUCCCUCAAGUUCGCUACUGAGGCAGCUAUUACAAUCCUGAGGAUAGACGACUUGAUCAAACUGACACCAGAGAAAAAAGAGGGCAAUUCUUACCAGGAUGCUCUCAAUAGAGGAGAGUUAUAAACCAAAGUGACUCUAGGACUAAUAUUUAUUUUGAAUUCCAUUCUUACAGUGCUCAUUAUGUAAGCUUCAUGCAAUGUGGAAAGGACCAUAUUGAUGAAAUGAAAAGCAUUAUAGCUUCUACUGUGAACAAAAUUCUUUCAUAAAAUGUUUGUUUUUUGUAUGUGCAUACCCCCACCAUUUCAACUGUGAAAAAAUGCAAUAAAAAUGAAUAAGAA